This is a messenger RNA of Candidozyma haemuli, 1452 nucleotides long. It is a transcript of the gene SSN3, whose product is annotated as cyclin-dependent serine/threonine protein kinase. The coding region runs from base 1 to 1452 and encodes 483 amino acids. The transcript has a single exon. Gene Ontology annotation, biological process: protein phosphorylation. NCBI's taxonomy places the organism in Eukaryota, Fungi, Ascomycota, Pichiomycetes, Serinales, Metschnikowiaceae. The record is from RefSeq and is a predicted model, not a curated record. Gene Ontology annotation, molecular function: RNA polymerase II CTD heptapeptide repeat kinase activity; ATP binding; cyclin-dependent protein serine/threonine kinase activity. Gene Ontology annotation, cellular component: mediator complex; nucleus.
AUGUAUCCACACGGCGUGUCCCGGUUGAACCGUCCGGGAACGACGCAACAGGGGAACUUUUCCCAGCCCUUUUCCCACAACUACAACUCCCAGAACGCUCCAAUAGGAACAGGUCCAUCUUCAGCUGCUUCCAUGCAACUUCCCCAGCCGACGAUGAUGGCGCUGAACUCAAUUUUGACCUUGGGGCCGUAUAGACACAGGAAGGAUCUUUCCCGUCAUCUGGUGCUACUGAACUAUACUGUCAUUGGGUAUAUUGCAGCAGGAACGUACGGUAAGGUCUAUAAGGCCAAGCUGAAGAGCGAUAGGACCAACGGAAGCACAGACGACUUGGGGGAGGUCAGCAGACAACUAGAAAAACAAGAGCCAGAGGAGGACCAGAGGCUAUAUGCUAUCAAGAAGUUCAAAUCAGAUAACCAUCUGAGCAUGGCUCAUGCGCUAGGAGCCAACGCCCAUGAAGGCGGCGCUUAUACUGGGAUCUCCCAGUCUGCCAUUAGAGAAAUGUCGUUGUGCCGGGAGCUCAACCAUAAGAACAUUACGAAGCUCAUGGAGAUCAUGCUUGAGGGGAAGAGUAUCUAUAUGGUGUUUGAGUUCUUUGAGCAUGACUUGCUUCAAAUCAUUCAUUAUCAUCUGCAUCCGGACGUGAAGCCUAUUCCGGAACACACAGUAAAGUCACUUAUAUGGCAGGUGUUAAACGGCGUGACGUUUUUGCAUAAGAACUGGGUUUUCCAUCGAGACCUUAAACCGGCCAAUAUCAUGGUUUCUAGUGAUGGAGUGGUGAAAAUUGGUGACUUGGGACUUGCCAGGAAGUUCAAUAACCCACUUCAGAGUUUGUACACGGGAGAUAAGGUCGUGGUCACUAUCUGGUAUAGGGCCCCAGAGCUUUUAUUGGGUACUCGUCAUUACACUCCAGCUAUUGAUCUUUGGGCUGUGGGAUGCAUUUUGGCAGAGUUGCUUUCUCUCCGGCCUAUCUUCAAAGGUGAAGAGGCUAAAUUUGAUAUGAGCAACAAAAAGCUGAUUCCGUUUCAAAAGAACCAGCUACAGAAGAUUUUUGAGAUCCUCGGCACCCCAACAGUCGAACAGUGGCCCAGUCUUCCAAAGUACCCAGACUAUUACGCAUUUCAACAGCAUUUCCUUCAGAAAGGAACCCCGUACCAACCAAAUCUCAGCAAUUGGUACAAGAUGAUUGGCGGCAAGAGUAAAGGCUGCCUUACAUUGCUUCGUGACUUACUCCAUUACGAUCCUGCUACCAGGGUUUCUGCAGACGGAGCACUCCUUCAUCCAUACUUCCUUGAAGCACCCGUGGUCAAGGAAAAUGCAUUCGAGGGCUUGAACGUGAAGUAUCCAAAGAGAAGGAUCUUCACCGACGACAUCGACAUUACAGCGCAAAACACAAACUUCAGCAACAAGAGACAUUAUGAUGAUGGUUUGUCCAGAAAGAGGCAGAGAGGGUAA